Molecule: messenger RNA, 1068 nt
Organism: Ostreococcus tauri
Lineage: Eukaryota; Viridiplantae; Chlorophyta; Mamiellophyceae; Mamiellales; Bathycoccaceae
Product: Mitochondrial substrate/solute carrier
Exons: 1
Coding region: 1-1068 (355 amino acids)
Biological process (GO): mitochondrial transmembrane transport
Source: RefSeq, a predicted model, not a curated record
AUGUCGGACGUCCCCGCCGACGCCCGUUCGCCCGGACCCGCGGACGCGACGGAGCUCACCCUGCGCGCGCGUCUCGUCGCCGCCACCGUCGCCGCGGGCGUCGCCGCCGUCGUGACGAAUCCUUUGGAUGUGCUCAAGACGCAGAUUCAGGCGAAUCACGCUUUAUUGGGCUCGCACGCGCGCGAUUACGCCUGUCCCACGGCGUGCGCGACCACGGGGGUGAGCUCCGUCAAGUGCGCGCCCGCGUGCGAGCUCCCGACGCGCGUCGGGGACGUCGCGCGACGCAUCGUCCGAGAACACGGCGCGCGGGGAUUCUGGCGAGGCACCGGCGGAGCGCUCGCGAGCGCGUUUCCAACGGUAGGUAUCUAUCUCCCGUGUUAUGAUUACGCCGUCGAAGCGUUAGUGCGCGAUGGGAUGGAUCGAGAUAUCGCCCCGGCGGUGGCCGGGGGGGGGGCGCGGACGUUGGCGGUGAUGGCGACGGCGCCGCUGGAGCUCGCCCGCACGCGCGUCUUGGCGACAAAGCGAGGAAGCGGCGGCGUCUUGGGUGAGAGCGGUGGACGGGCCUUCGUGGGAGCUCUGAGAGAGAGCGCUAGGGGUACGAGCGGAAGGUUUAGCGGGGCGAGAGGGAUGUGGACGGGCGUGGGACCGACGCUCGCGAGAGACGUCCCGUACAGCGCGGCGUAUUGGUUCGCCGUCGAGCGGUGUCGAACGUAUCUCACGAGCGUCGACGGGGGAGGAGAUCUUCGAGAUCGAUCGGUUCGAGAGGCGGCGGCGAUCAAUUUUGUGAGUGGAUGCGCCGCGGGCACCGUCGUGGCGGCGGCGACGACGCCGCUGGACGUGGUGAAGACUCGGGUGCAGAUUCGCGACAUUGCGCCGACGAAUUUCGCGUCUUCGACGGAAACGGCUCCGGGAAUAUCAAACAGAGGAAUCGUCGGCGAGCUCGUGAGCGUCGCUCGAAUGGGUGGGAUCGAGGCUUUGUACGCGGGAUGGGGGGCCAGGGCGGCUCGAGCGGCCCCUACGGGAGCCAUCGUACUCGUCGCUUACGAGCUCGUUAAACGCUUAAACUGA